Messenger RNA from Branchiostoma floridae (Florida lancelet), 5428 nucleotides. Its product is annotated as CD109 antigen-like. Gene Ontology annotation, cellular component: extracellular region. The transcript is spliced from 41 exons. Bases 26 to 5155 code for a protein of 1709 amino acids. NCBI's taxonomy places the organism in Eukaryota, Metazoa, Chordata, Leptocardii, Amphioxiformes, Branchiostomatidae. Gene Ontology annotation, molecular function: endopeptidase inhibitor activity. The record is from RefSeq and is a predicted model, not a curated record.
GACGCAUUGACGAAGAAGGUUCAUCAUGUGGAAACCUGACAAGAUGAGGGGACUCCUGCUAUUGUGUGUGCUGGGGUCUGUUCUGGCACAGAAGGAGCUGGACGUCCCAUCCCCAACUCCUGGUACACCAGGAACUUUUCUGAUCAUGGCCCCCAAAGUGGUCCGGCCUGGUCGCCCCCUGACCAUGAGUGUGUCCAUCCUGGACCCAGCCGCGGCCAGUGUGCAGGUGACCGCCACCCUCAUGCAGAAUGGCAGGCCGACCGGAACACCAGCAUCUGGAGACUUCAGUCCAAGUGCAGAUGGAACCCUUGAACUAGUGGUUCCAGGGGAUCUGACAGCGGCCGGUACCUACAAGCUGAAGGUGGAAGGCACCGGUGGGCUGACCUUCACUGAGGAGAAGGACCUGACCUUCAACUCCAAGUCCUCCUCCAUCUUUGUACAAACUGACAAGGGAAAAUACAAGCCUGGACAGACAGUGAAGAUGAGGGCCCUUGCUGUGGAUGCUGAGCUAAAGACCAAGAAGGAACAAUUUGACAUUGACAUAUUUGAUCCACAAGGUAACAAGAUCGUGCAAUGGCGGGGACUACAGAACGAUGACGGUAUUGUGGAGAAGGAGUUCCCACUUUCUGAUCAGCCGCUUCUUGGAGACUGGAAAAUUGUAGCCAUGUUGGCUGGGGGAGAUCAGGUUGAGCAGCCCUUUGGUGUGGAAGAGUAUGUCCUUCCCAAGUUUGAGGUGACCAUCAGCACCAACUCAUUCUUUGCUCAGACUGAGGACAAUUUGCAAGGAACCUUCAAUGCCAAGUACACGUAUGGGAAGAAUGUUGAAGGUCAGGGGAAGGUGACUGCCAAGCUGAGGAGUGUAGGCAGUAACUUCAGGCCAACUGACAACAGCAUCGAACUCAAUGCCAUUGCUAUGACUGAAGGAAGUGGGAGCUUCCAGUUCUCUCGUAGAGACAUUGAGAACCUGUACAGUUACCCAAGUCAGCUGUAUUAUGGCAGCUACCAACUGGAACUGAUUGUAGAGGUGACAGAGGGUCUUACAGGAAAUACACAGGAGAGUACCAAAGCAUUGGACCUGGUACAGACCAAGUACAAGCUGGAGUUCUUUAACACAGCAGAGAACUUCAAACCAGGCCUUCAGUAUACUGCUUACCUGAGGACAUCUUACCAUGAUGGCACCCCCAUGCUUGGAAUGGAUCUUUCUAAUCCUGUUACUCUGACCAAGAGCUAUGGCUGGGAUGGCCCAACAUCCCCUCCUCCAGAGGAGCUGACCAUUCCCCAGUCGGGGGUGAUCAAGAUUGUCAUGGAUGUGCCCUCUACUGCAAACUCUAUGUCACUUAGUGUGACGUACAAUGACGUGUCAGAGACAGCUGUAUCGCACUCUGCCAAUAAGGCAGAGUCACCUUCCAGCACCUACAUCCAGGUCACGACCAGCACACCGGAGGUCAUGGCAGGAGAAGUUGCCCAGUUCACAGUCAAAAGUACUUCUCCCAUCAGCUACUUCUCCUACCAGGUCCUGUCCAGAGGCAACAUCGUCGUGGCGGACAGGGUAGAUGUGUCCCCAGAUGACACGCAGAAGUCCUUCACUGUGCCCACCACUGCCCAGAUGGCCCCCUCCUCACGCAUGGUGGUGUACUGGAUGACUGACACAGGAGAGGUCUGCAACGAUGGACUGACAUUUACUGUCAAGGGGGCCUUUGAGAACCAGGUUUCCGUGAGCUACGACAAGGACCGUGCGGAGCCUGCAGAGGACAUCGCUGUGACGGUUCGUGCCGACCCUGACUCCCUGGUGGCACUGCUGACAGUGGACCAGAGUGUCCUGCUCCUGGCUAGUGGCAAUGACAUCACUCAGGAGAAGGUUUUGGCUGAGCUGGAGGAGUAUGACCCUGCUGAGGACGGCUCAAGCUCGGGGGGACCAGGGAUCAUGUGGCGCCGUAAGAAGAGGUCUAUCUGGUGGCCCAUGCCAACAUCGGGUGCUGAUGCACAUGCUGUGUUUGAGAAUGCUGGUGUGAUUGUCAUCACAGAUGCCAUGGUGUACCAGAAACAGCCAGACUACUGGUGGGAUUUUGGUGGCCCAUUUCCGGGAGUGCUAGACAACAUAAUGUUUGGACCUCAGUUGGAGAUCGCUGCCGCGGGAGCUGGAGUUGACGUUUUGACUGAUGGAGGUGGAGGUGGCACUGCUCUACAGGAGGUCAAACAAGUCCGGUCCUUCUUCCCCGAAACUUGGCUGUGGAGCAAUGCAACAGCAGGGCCAGCCUUCAUGGACGUGGCUGUAGCAGGCCUGGGGCCCGAUGAAAUCCGAUUGGAUGACGACCGUCUGAAGGAAGUGACAAGGGUGCGCUCCUUCUUCCCCGAGACCUGGCUGUGGGAGAGCACAGUUGCAGGGUACCACUGGAAUCUAAACACCGUAGAUGCUCUAUACCAUCUUUUGGUCGUGGUCAAGAGGAAUUCAUGCCAGACAUGGCCAUGGAGUUCGACAUGCCAGCUGCAGCUGCAGACUCUGCUGGAGGAGGGGGCACAGGAGGCAGCCUGCAGGAAGUCAAACGUGUCCGCAGCUUCUUCCCUGAAACAUGGCUGUUCACAAAAGGAACUGCAGGUAACGCCAUUUUUUGAGGAUGGGUUUAUGCCAGACAUGGAGUUCAUGCCAGCUGCCGGGAAAGGAGACUCUGCUGGAGGAUGGGGCGGUGGCGGAGGAGGCGGCCUGCAGGAAGUCAAACUUUACGCAAUGUAUGACGAUGCGUUUAUGGAGGAAAUGGACAUGGAAAUCAUGCCAGCUGCAGCCGCAGAAGAAUCUCUUGGAGGACGGGGCAGCAGCGGGGGCCUGCAGGAAGUCAAACGUAUCCGCAGCUUCUUCCCUGAAACAUGGCUGUGGACAAACACAACUGCAGGGCCUGACGGUACAGCCGUAUUCGCCUCGACAGUGCCAGAUACCAUCACAUCCUGGGUAGCCAGUGCAUUUGCUCUGAAUGACAUCAGUGGCCUUGGAGUGUCAGAUACACCAGCUUCGAUGGAGGCUUUCCGUCCGUUCUUCGUGUCGCUGAACCUACCCUACUCCGUGGUCAAUAAAGAGGAGACAGCAAUUCAAGCUUUGGUCUUCAACUACAUGGAUGUGGAGAUGGAUGUGACUGUGACCUUGGAGGGGUCUGAUGGCUUCAUGCAUAUCGUGAUGGACACAAACGAUGUCAACGCUAUCGGUACUGAAGUGGCAGGUGAUCAGGCUGUGGUACUGACCGUGCCAGCUGGUACCUCCAGGUCCAAAUCCUUCCCCAUCAUCCCCAAGAGGUUUGGGGCCGUCACCAUCAAGGUGAAGGCCCAGUCUACACUGGCUGCUGAUGCUGUGGAGAGGCAGCUGCUGGUGGAGCCGGAGGGGGAGCAGAAAGAGUACACCAAGUCUUUCGUCCUUGACCUUGAUGACAACACACGUGACGUGACAAAGUACCUGACCCUGGGUCUGCCCCUGAGUGGAAUGGUGGCUGGGUCAGCUUAUGGACGUGUGUCCGUUAUGGGUGAUAUGAUGGGCUCGACCAUCAGUGGGUUGGACAGCCUGCUGCAGAUGCCAUACGGCUGUGGUGAACAGACCAUGAUCACCUUCGCACCCAACGUCUACGUGAUGUACUACCUGGACCAGACAGACCAGGUCACCCCAGAGAUAGAGGACAAGGCCUUGAAGUUCAUGUCCUCAGGAUAUCAGCGUGAACUGACCUACACACAUAAUGAUGGGUCCUUCAGUGCCUUUGGAACCCAAGAUGACUCUGGCAGUACAUGGCUGUCAGCAUUUGUGAUCAAGUCCUUUGCGCAGGCAGUAGAGUACAUCUACAUCGACCCGAAGGUUCUGGCCAAGACCGUUCGAUGGUUGAUACGCCAACAACAGGACAAUGGGGUUUUCUCCGAACCAGGCAGGGUCAUUCACAAGGAAAUGCAGGGAGGUCUGUCCUCUGAUGUCACGAUGACAUCCUACGUUCUGGUGAGCCUGAUGGAGUACAACAACAUCCUGUCCACAAUGGAUGCCCCUGAUAGUGAUAAGGUGGAUGUCACCAUGGCCAGGGACCGUGCCGUAUCAUUCCUGGAGGGUAGGCUUGACAGUGAGACAGACGUUUACACCGUUGUCACCAUGACCUAUGCCCUCACAGAAGGAGGACAGAAGUACUGGAAAAAGCCAGAAAGCACCGCCCCACCCCCUGUCAGUGAUGACCUGAUGUGGACGCCCCCGUACCAUGACCCGCCAUCUGCUGAUGUGGAGAUGACAGCGUACGCACUCCUGACGUACCUGGCCAGGGACGACAUGAUCGAUGGAAUUCCCAUCAUGAAGUGGCUGUCGGAACAGAGGAACGCGUAUGGAGGGUACUCAUCCACACAGGACACAGUAGUGGGGUUGCAGGCUCUGGCCUACUUUGCUGCUGGUGUUCGUGCAGGUGGACUGGACAUGACCGUUACCAUCACUUCAGAUACAGACGCUGCCUUCUCUCAUACUUUCACUGUUAAUGACCAGAAUGCCAUCGUGCUGCAGCAAGUAGAGAUCCCCAACUUGACUGGGACACUUACUGCACGUGCCCAGGGAACAGGAAUGGGCCUGCUGCAGCUCUUUGUGCGGUACAAUGUUGACGUGGUGGAUCCAACUCCUUCCUUUAAUCUGGUAGCAACUGUCAAGGACAGCGACAACAACUUUGUCACCUGUGAGACCUGUGGCGCGUACCAGCUUGGUGGCAGCAGUGGUAUGGCUGUGAUGGAGAUAGGCAUUCCCUCUGGCUUCUAUGUGGAGGAUGCUGACCUGAUGGCCCUGGUGGAGAACCAGAACUUGCCAACACUCAAGAGAGCCGAGCGAUCAACCGACAACAAGAAGGCUGUUCUCUACUUCGAUGAGAUGAAUGCCAGUCCCACCUGUGUGACUCUGACAUCCCGCCGUUCCAUGCCUGUGGCCAAGACUCAGCCAUCUGUGGUCAAGGUGUACGACUACUACAAGCCAGAUGUCAAGGCAUCCAAUGUCUAUCAGUCGGAGACCCUGAAGAACACCAACAUCUGUGACGUCUGUGAUGACUGUACCGGAUGCCGCACACGCAGGAGUCCACAGAAUGGGGCCAAUGGAGGUCCCGCUCUUGUUGUGGACACCCUUCUGGGUAUGGUGCUGGUGUUGCUGACCAGGCUUUUGGGCCGCUAAUGCCACCAGUGCGGAAUUGUUGAAUGUGCCUUGUAGCUAAUUUGUAACAAAACUUAAGAUUUUGUAGUGUUCAGCUUUUGCACAUUCCAUAUUCUCAUUGAUCAUGUUGUCAAUCUAGUUUGAUUUGAGGUGAAGCUUGAUGACCUUCAUCUUUUUACUGAUGCAGCUAGAAAAUGGUGUAAACGCUUUGUGAUUCUGUACUUAAGGUAUACGCAAGAAUCUGCAUAAAAUGUUCCUGCCCAUAAGUAAGCCUCAAUUGUGACUGAACCCACA